Molecule: messenger RNA, 258 nt
Organism: Arctia plantaginis
Lineage: Eukaryota; Metazoa; Arthropoda; Insecta; Lepidoptera; Erebidae
Source: the annotation of a GenBank genome assembly
AUGGCAAUCGUUCUUCUACAUAAUUAUUUGAAACGUCAUUCUAGAAACGUGUUCAUAACUCAAGGAUUAGUUGAUCAGCAGGAAGAAGGAAUUUUAAAUGAAGGUUCAUGGAGGCGAAAUAAUGACGACAUGACAUCAUUACUGCCCAUAAGAAAUAUUCCCAGACGAUCACCUGCACCUCUAAAUGCUAUCAGAGAUGAAUUGGCUGCUUAUUUUACGAAAGAAGGAAAGGUUUCUUGGCAAGACAGAUGUUCAUAG